Messenger RNA from Acomys russatus (golden spiny mouse), 249 nucleotides. Its product is annotated as protein crumbs homolog 3-like. The coding region runs from base 1 to 249 and encodes 82 amino acids. The transcript is spliced from 2 exons. The record is from RefSeq and is a predicted model, not a curated record. NCBI's taxonomy places the organism in Eukaryota, Metazoa, Chordata, Mammalia, Rodentia, Muridae.
AUGGCGACCCCAGGCCUGGGGCUGCUCUUGGUGUUUGGCCUGCUGAUGGUCCCCGCUGGCUUGAGCCAAGCAAUACUGGACCCUUUCACAACAGACCCUUUCACAAAUAACUCGACUCUAACCCCAGACUCCAGUUCCAAUGGGGGCACCUACCAGCCCAGCAGUGAGAAGCGGUUUUCCCACUCAGCAGCUGAGGCCCUGGCCCCCCAGGACUCCAAGGAGCCAGUGCAGGGUUGCCUGCCCAUCUAG